Molecule: messenger RNA, 1371 nt
Organism: Danaus plexippus (monarch butterfly)
Lineage: Eukaryota; Metazoa; Arthropoda; Insecta; Lepidoptera; Nymphalidae
Product: serotriflin-like
Exons: 6
Coding region: 197-991 (264 amino acids)
Cellular component (GO): extracellular region
Source: RefSeq, a predicted model, not a curated record
AUCGCCCAGCCGUCGAUUUAUUUCAACUCCUACACGCGUAAGACACGGUUGCUAGCGUAGCAGAUUUAUUAAAUUAUUGAUAUGAGAAUAUCGAUGUAAAUAAAAACAAGUUAUUGACUAUAAUAUUAUGGUGAGAUAGAAAGUUAAAAAAAAAUCCUAUAUUACGCUCUAAUCAUUUGAUUCAAACAAUUUCAAUAUGCUUACCGGAACAGUUCAUGUACUUCAAGUUUUGUUAGCGUCUUAUUUAAUUUUACAAUUACAAAGCGCGUUGCCUUGGAGCGAUAGACAGCUUUACCCAUCAACAAAAAUUCCUGACAACGCUCUGAGUCCAAGAAGAUUAGUUGUAAGACGGAAAAUUGUACUUUACCACAACUUUUUCCGUACAAAAGUUCGCCCAACUGCUUCUAAUAUGCUUUUAAUGUCGUGGCAUUCGUUGGCCGCUAAGCAAGCUCAGAUAUAUGCAGAUAAGUGCAUAUUCCUACAACACAACGAUCCUAGGGAGAACACUGUGCCGUAUCUUGGAAGCUGCGGGCAAAAUCUUUUUGUGUCAUCACAUAAAACUCCUUGGUUCUUUGCCAUUAAGAAUUGGUUCCUGGAGUAUCAGAAUUUUACUUACGGAGCUCCCAUAAGUAACCUGAAGGCAGUUGGUCAUUACACACAAAUGAUGUGGGCCACAAGCCACAAACUGGGUUGUGGCGUGUCAAAAUGUUCCGGAGGACCAUGGGGACAAUUUUACAAUUACGUGUGUCAUUACUGUCCUACGGGAAACUACGAAAGCAUAAUCCAAUAUCCAUACAAACUUGGGCGACCAUGUGGAGAUUGUCCCGGCCAGUGCGUAUCUGGUUACCUUUGCUCCAACUCCUGUCCUGUCAAAGACUUUUACUCAAACUGCGAGUCCCUUCAGAAAUACACCGACGUAUGUGAACGUGGGGUUUGCAAUGCAACUUGCGGUUGUGGCGAUCAACGUUUACAUAAGAACCAUCCGUGGUAAUUAGUUAUAGCUAGUUAUUAUAUCUCAAUUCUACUUGUAAUGCGAAUAUUACAAAUGAGGUGCCUUUGAUGUGUAGUGUAUUAUUUAUUAAAUAUUAUUAGAUAUGUAAGUAUAAUUUUGAAUAAACAUUAAAUAAACUUGAAAUAAACAAAAAAAUGUAUAUAUUUAUUUCACAAAUAUUUCUGUUAAUUACUACAUUAUUCCUUUUUAUCUCCCAAUUUUUGUGUGUAACGUAUUUAUUAUAACAUUAUUUUGUCCGCUGUCAAGAGAUUUUUUAAGCAAAUCUCGGAGAAUUGAAGUUAAAUUUUAUUCUAAUAAUAUUUUUUUUAGACUGUAAGGAAAAAAUUGUUUUAAUUGAAUAAAUAAAAUGUGUAAUUGUU